This is a messenger RNA of Exophiala bonariae, 795 nucleotides long. RefSeq lists its product as uncharacterized. The coding region runs from base 1 to 795 and encodes 264 amino acids. The record is from RefSeq and is a predicted model, not a curated record. Gene Ontology annotation, cellular component: membrane; cytoplasm. The transcript is spliced from 3 exons. Lineage: Eukaryota; Fungi; Ascomycota; Eurotiomycetes; Chaetothyriales; Herpotrichiellaceae.
AUGAUUGAACUAUCCAGGCUCAAGUCUCUCGCCUGGCUGAACAGUCGCUACAUCUACGGCCGCAUUCCAUUAUUACACUCCAUCAUAUUUCUUAUCGAACUAAUCAUGGCUGCAAGACUCAUAGCCAAGUUCAAUUCCUACUAUGCCCAAAAACCCGUCCUGACCACCAUGAUCACCAAUGCCGUCCUCGGUGGGAUUGCAGAUACAGUGGCACAAUCCAUUACCGCCUUUCGUGCCCGACAAGCCCUCCUACCGACCACUGCAGACGCCAGAGCCUUCAUCUCUUCUGGAGUCGAACUCGAAGAUUUGAACGAGAAACCUGCGCGCCUUUCACCGGUCUUGUCUCCCCGUUAUUCAGGCCCUCAACCGUUCGAUUUUGAGCGUCUCACUCGAUUCAUGUCUUAUGGUUUCUUAAUGGCGCCCGUCCAGUUUGUUUGGUAUGGCCGCCUUACAAAAUGGUUUCCUCUCACCUCCAAGAGUGCUACUGUUCCCGCUCUGAAACGAGUUGCGAUGGACCAGUUGAUUUUCGCACCCAUUGGUCUCAGUGUUUUCUUUACCUUCAUGACAGUUGCGGAAGGAGGCGGCAAAAGGGAAAUUACUCGAAAAUUUCAAGAUGUCUAUCUUCCUACUUUAAGAGCCAACUACAUCCUCUGGCCAGCGGUUCAGAUCCUUAACUUCCGCAUAAUACCUUUACAGUUUCAAAUCCCUUUCGUCAGCACUAUCGGUAUUGCAUGGACAGCGUAUUUGAGUCUGACCAAUUCUAGCGAGGAUGAGGUCUUGCAACAGACUGACUAG